AUUUGCGACUAGUGACAUGUAGAUGAGUAAAUAUAAACAAACUCAUAAUGAGACCGCAUAAGUUUAAGCUACCGUGUAAUGCGGAGAGUUUCACACAGACUGACAAGAAGGUGGUGAUUGUCUCAGUGUUUGGCAAGUCUCAUUAUCAAGCGAAAGGAUGCAAAACAGAUAUGCUCAGUUCCAUACUCCAGUUGAAUCUUUUGGAUGAACCAGUGAUUGACGAAGAUUCUUGGUGUGAAAUCGAAGGAUAUCAUGAUGCUAAAGAGAAGACAAUUUACUUACACUUAAGAGGGUUCUUGGAUACUCAUACACUUUUGACCGAAUAUGACAAGUUCACAGAAAAACAAGAUUGCAAAGACUUUCUCAGCGUGUGGGCACAUAUGAGAGAUAAAUAUGCAAGAGCACUCUUGGUGAUGUUUCACAUAUCUCAUGUGAUUGUGCUUACUCAUCCAACGCACACCUUUGAUUACAGUUAUGUGCAUUUAUUUCGUGCUAUGGAUAUAGUCAGGCAAAAGAUUUCUCCACAACUUUCAGAUGUGUUAAACUCCAUUCAUAGUCUACCUAAGGAUUGGAUUGCAAAUGCUAGGCCUUGUUCACCGCGCGUGUUAUUUUACUUCGAAACCUGUCCUACAGUAUUCCAAGAUUCAGACAGCAAUGCAAAUAUUAAAAAAUUAGAGCAUUCCCUGGAAGAUCAAAUUUACCAUGUUUUAAGAAAAAAUAGGAUUGUUACUAAUAUCAGUUCGAAUUCCUUAUUUGCAAUACCAGCCAAUCAGGAAUUUGUGUAUGUAUAUACCGGAAGCACGGAGUCAAAGGACAUGCUGGGUUAUAUGGCGAGAAAGUUAAUGCAAAGUUGUAAAGUCAGUUCCGGUGGUACAACAUCGAGAAGCCUUGCUAGUUUAGAUUCAAACAGUCUUGUACCCGACGAUUCUGAUACUGAGCCUCGUACGUUCAGAUCGUUUUUGCAGCAGCAUAUAAAUCUGGCCUUUGCAAGAGGAUUUGAUGACAAUGUCAGUCGGCACUCUAUACCAGCUCAUUUUGAGAUACCUACUGUAAACAUAUUUUGCCAAGUAGCGAGUAAAGUAUUCGACUACUUCAUUCACGGAACCGACAAGGAACUAUCGACGCUUCAUAAUUUGUUAGACACCGAUGUGAAAUUCAGUAAAAGCCGAUGUAGCAAGGUACUUCCACGCGCGUUACAAGCGUACCAAGAAAAUUUGCCGCAGCAUUAUACGAGAGCGUAUCAUGAGUCCAAAUUGGCGCACGCAAUGGCGGUCUUCGAGAUGCAUGCUCGCGGUCCGUUGUUCGAGGAGUUCAAUGAGAAAUUGCAGGCCGAAUGCGACAAACAUUGGCGAGCCGGCAGGCAAAUGUGCGAAGUACUGUCACUCACUGGUCAUCCUUGCACAAAUCCCAUUCACAGGGGAGGCAGCGAAGGUGCGGGAGGUGGAGAGCAAGCGGAACCCAGAGAGGACGACAGCGAAUUGCCUGUGAGAGAGCAUUGUAGCGGCGUUAGAUACGUGUGUGCGUGCAACUGCGGUCGGAUUCAAGGCUCGAGGGAAGAUCCCUUCAGUCUAAGACAGGCCAACUACGACUACUUCCAAAUGCUGGCCAAGCAGUGCGGUUGCGCGCAACUGGAAAGCAUACAGUUCCCCGUAUUUCAACCCAGCACGCACAAUUACAGAGCGGCGCAGCUAUUUUCCGCGACAAAGCGCCACGAUUCCUUCAGUCGCAACGGAUCCUCUACGCCUCAAGGAGACACGCAAGCUUGCAGUUUAGGAGCUGAUACCUUAAAUGAUGAAAUUACAGAUUACGGUAGCGGCGGUCAGUCGUUGGCGACGAGUGAUCCGAUCGAGGAAGAUAUCACCAGACUGAGUAAUAAGACGAGUCCCACGCCGAGCGACACGCACAAGGUUGUUAUAGAAGUUACUGACAGCGACGCGGAAAAUUCCAAAGACAAAUCUCUAGUCCGGCAGCCAUCGACGACGGAAUAUUUGCCCGGAAUGCUGCACACUGAGUCGCCAGCCGGCUUGCUACCACAGUUCUCCAGCUGGUCUCUGGUAUGCCUUGGACCGAGCAGCCUUUAUUCUCACAAUUUAGGGCUGCAGCAUCAGACGGGAAUAUUGCCCACCUCUGCGUUCCUGCUGCCGUGGGAUGUGACUGUCAGAUUGGAGCAUCAGAAGGAACGGAGCUCGUUGUGGCCUACGGUGGGCGAUCAUGGGACUCACGGAGGCUACUGUCCGCGGGGAGGCAAGAAUUUCCAGAACAUGAACAACAUUCGUGGUCGCAAGUCGAAGGGCGGCAAGGAGUUCGUAGUGAAAAUAUUUGUCGGGGUGGAGUACGAGUGUCCGCGCGGACAUAGAUUCAUGGCGUCCGCGCCGGACAAAGUGCUGAAGGCGACCGGGAACGGAAUAGUGAAGGAUAGCGGAAAUAAAGUGACGUCCAACACGGCUGACAUGCCACUUUACUUUCCGUGUCUUUGCAGACAAACUAAACAACUUAUCGCUCAAUUAAUGAAAAUCCACAUCGUGACACCCAAAGCGCCAGUGCACGUCACUUUGAACCCCCGGGUUCAACCUGGUCCUCCACCUUGUCCAAUAUUCGUUACCGGAUGCGAAGAACCGAUCAAACUGUCGCAGAGUGCAUAUUGGAUCUUAAGACUGCCUUACGUAUAUAUGGGAGAGAAAGGACCAUAUCUGCCGCCGAAAGAGCCAGUAUCUCCGUCUCACGGGCGCUUGUUGGCCGGGAUGUAUGGUAUCAGUGAAGUUGUGCCGGAGCAGAAAUAAGAAAAACUGUGAUAUAAAAAUAUUUGCGAAUAAGUUUUUUAUUUAGUUAUUACAUGUUUUUCAUGUUCAGUGAUUUACAUAAUUUCUAUGGAUUUCUGCGGUUGUAUUAAUGUGAAAUAAAUAUUCUCAAGUCGAAUCGUAA
Molecule: messenger RNA, 2922 nt
Organism: Linepithema humile (Argentine ant)
Lineage: Eukaryota; Metazoa; Arthropoda; Insecta; Hymenoptera; Formicidae
Product: nonsense-mediated mRNA decay factor SMG8
Biological process (GO): nuclear-transcribed mRNA catabolic process, nonsense-mediated decay
Source: RefSeq, a predicted model, not a curated record